Molecule: messenger RNA, 1132 nt
Organism: Ceraceosorus bombacis
Lineage: Eukaryota; Fungi; Basidiomycota; Exobasidiomycetes; Ceraceosorales; Ceraceosoraceae
Source: the annotation of a GenBank genome assembly
GUCGUGUCGCAUUUGCACGUUUGACUCUGAAACCUGACGAAAGCGCACUACAUUUUAGGCGCUAAAUUGGCCCGCUGGGGUCAAUAGAUCCAAUCUUGACUGGCGGGAAUUGUCCAAACACGUACGCGGCCAGCGGACACUAGCUCCUGGCCUCAAUUUCAUCGACGUUCAUCAUCGCUUCGAAAUGCGUUCGUGUGCAAUCACGAAUGGCAAGCCCUGCAUGCCGCGAUACGGCUAUCGAGACGGCCGCUUCGAGCGCAUUUCAGCUCAAAAUCGAUUUCAUUGGUGAUUUGGCCGCCUGUGCCGGAAGCCAUGGCGCGCAAUUGCUGCUGCGCCGCGAUAACACCACGAAAGCGUCUCCGCGCAAGUGGCGACAGCGCAAGGUAAGAUUUCUCGCGCGUGAUCAUGCCGGCAUACGCCGCAAUGGACACAAAUGUCCAACAAACUCCCACAUUCCACGUCAAAGCGUGGUUCGGAUGCUGUUGGAUGCUGCACGCGAACGUUGCCCUGGCACAGUCCUUAACGAGCGCAUUUGAUCAGAGCUCAUCCGCGUGGAAGGCAUGGACAAGCUGAUCCGUCAACCCCCUCGCUGCCCAUGUCACACAUCUCCAUUGUACGCGGUACAUCGCUUGCCGGAUGCGGUGGCCAAAGCGCAGACUACAUAGCCAGCUGUUCAGCUCAUCUCCCCAAUGCGAAAGUGGUUGCGGUCGCGCUUUGAUAAGGUUUGCGCCAUCUUGACGAGCGACGACCCGAUGCUCUGGUCCACUUUCCCUUGCCACCAAAAUGUAAACGCCCAGAUGCCACGCCGCGUACGACAAGAGUUGCCACUUUUUCACACUGCGAGGGUACUCAGCGGCAAAGGGCUUGCUUCCCGCUCGAACGUCGAGUGCGAUGUCAGCACGUCUGUUGUGAUGUCUUGUGCCAGGCCGGAGGGGAUCAAGCGCGUUACAAGUAUAAAAAUGCGGUUCUUUGCCACGGCCAACCCAAAAUUCGUCCUUUACGCUUUCUUUCAAACGGUUUCCGCGUCCUCGCGAUUUUCAUCUUUCGUCACAGCGGUCAGCCGGUCUGACAUUCCAAUCAGAAGGGCAACCCGUUUUUUGAGAGCGCGCUUAAGAUUGGCGCGCUCAUCUCG